AUGAGAGCCUCGCGCAGGGCGGUCGUGAAUUCUACCGAGCUCGCUAACUCGGUCCAGCGCGGCGCCGUGGCCGCGAACAGCGCGCUGCGCAUCGCGGCGGACGAGCUGAACUACCCCGGGCUGCCGGCGGAAACGCUGCCGGCGCCGGCGCCCCGUAGGCCGAGGGCGCCGCGGCCACACGACCUGGCACCAUCUGGGCUCGACUUUCUGUUCUCCUCGUCGAACGGCAGCGACCCGUACCGGCUCCCCACGGAGGGCACGUACCGCCGCACUGCAGGCGACAUUUUGCUCGGCCGUGAGGUGCACAACCCCUUCGGGACACCGCCGAUGCCAAAGCCGCAGGUGUACGGCGCCAGCGCGCCUGGCGGCGCAGCAGCACCUGGCAAGCCCGACGCCGCCGCGGCGAUGGCGGGGGCCACGGCGCUCAAGGGCAUGCUGUGA
This is a messenger RNA of Prorocentrum cordatum, 441 nucleotides long. The record is from the annotation of a GenBank genome assembly. NCBI's taxonomy places the organism in Eukaryota, Dinophyceae, Prorocentrales, Prorocentraceae.